CGUGCAGGUGAGCGGCUGCAAGUUCAAGGGGCAAUUCUCGCUUCCGCCACCUCCCCGCUAUUGCCCCGGGUCUACGUGAGCCCCCCUACCCCCCGACUCACCAUCCUCUUGUCCCAACCCCAUGCGGGCCGUCCGGAUCACUGCAAGGAUUGUCUUCCACUGAGCUGAUCAAAUACUUUGAAAAUGACUUCCAAACUCCUCUGGGUGUCCUUCAUCCUUGCUGCGUUAAUACUGUCCGUUACAUUUUCUCUCCAACCAGACCAGCAAAAGGUUCUACUGGUUUCAUUUGAUGGAUUCCGUUGGGAUUACUUGUAUAGAGUUCCAACACCCCAUUUUCAUUAUGUUAUGAAGUAUGGUGUUCAUGUGAAGCAAGUUACUAAUAUUUUUAUUACAAAGACCUACCCUAACCAUUAUACUUUGGUAACUGGCCUCUUUGCAGAGAAUCAUGGGAUUGUUGCAAAUGACAUGUUUGAUCCUAUUCUGAAUAAGUCUUUCUCCUUGGAUAACAUGACUAUUUAUGAUUCUGAGUUUUGGGAAGAAGCAACGCCAAUAUGGAUCACAAAUCAGAGGGCGGGACAUUCUAGUGGUGCAGCCAUGUGGCCUGGAACCGACGUAAAAAUACAUAAUAGCUUUCCUACUCAUUAUAUGCCUUACAAUGAGUCUGUGUCAUUUGAAGAUAGAGUUGCCAAAAUUAUCGAGUGGUUUACGUCAAAAGAGCCCAUAAAUCUCGGUCUUCUUUAUUGGGAAGACCCCGAUGAUAUGGGCCACCAUUUGGGACCCGAGAGUCCACUCAUGGGGCCUGUCAUUUCGGAUAUCGACAACAAGUUGGGAUAUCUCAUACAAAUGCUAAAAAAGGCCAAGUUGUGGAACGUUCUGAACCUAAUCAUCACAAGUGAUCAUGGAAUGACCCAGUGUUCUGAGGAAAGGAUCAUAGAACUUGAUGAGUAUCUGGAUAAAGACCACUAUGUCCUGAUUGACCAAUCUCCAGUAGCGGCUAUCUUGCCAAAAGAUGGUAAAUUUGAUGAAGUCUAUGAAGCCCUAGCUCAUGCCCAUCCUAAUCUUACUGUUUACAAAAGAGAAGAGCUUCCAGAAAGAUGGCAUUACAAGUACAACCAUCGAAUUCAACCCAUCAUAGCCGUGGCUGACGACGGGUGGUAUAUUCUGCAGAAUAAGUCAGAUAACUUUCUGUUAGGCAACCAUGGUUACGAUAAUGCAUUAGCAGACAUGCAUCCAGUAUUUUUAGCCCAUGGUCCUGCCUUCAGAAAGAAUUUCACGCAGGAAGCCAUGAGCUCCACAGACCUGUACCCACUGCUCUGCCAUCUGCUUAACAUCACGGGCAUGCCCCACAACGGAUCCUUCAGGAACGUCCAGGAUCUGCUCCGUUCCACAAGCCCAGGAGCGCUUCCUCACACGCCGGGUCCCACACUCCUCCACGGCAGCGUCAAGCCCGGAGACGACGAGAGCGAGGAGUCCUAUGCUUAUUGCUUAGGGGUGUCUCUCGGUAGUAUUGUGGUGAUUGUUUUCUUUGUGAUUUUCGUUAAACAUUUAAUUCGCAGUCAGAUACCUGCCUUACCAGAUGUGCAGGCUGAAAUCGCUCAGCCAUUAUUACAAGCCUAAUGCUACUUCGAAGUGGAGAUGGUGUACUUACUUCAGUGUUUAAGGGUUUCAGAUUCUAGGAAACCGGUUUCAGACAUUUGCACAGAUCAUUAGGCAGUUAUGUACAUAGAGAGGCACAGACACAUACCUGCGAAGGAUUAAAGUGGGAGACAAAUGAUUCUCUUAUUCUCUCUGGCUUAGGGGUAGAUAAAAUCCUGCUGUAUUUGGACAUGGCACCUAUAAUGUAUAUAUUUAAUGGCUUUGCACUGUUUAAAGUACCUUAUGUAUUACACUUUGAAUUACUCUCCUCAUGGGUACUUUUAUAUGAAAUGCACUUUAUUGCUGAAUAUGUCUUAUAAUUUGGUUGAAAAAGACAAAUUGUUUUCUGCCUACAUCAUAGACUACUUGUUAUUUGGUGGUCACACAGAAUGAAAUGUCUAAUAAUUCCUGAAAAAUGCCACAAUCUGUCUCCUUAAACUCAGGAGUGCAAAAA
Molecule: messenger RNA, 2089 nt
Organism: Enhydra lutris kenyoni (northern sea otter)
Lineage: Eukaryota; Metazoa; Chordata; Mammalia; Carnivora; Mustelidae
Gene: ENPP5
Product: ectonucleotide pyrophosphatase/phosphodiesterase 5 (putative)
Exons: 4
Coding region: 184-1617 (477 amino acids)
Source: RefSeq, a predicted model, not a curated record